Messenger RNA from Mucor mucedo, 282 nucleotides. RefSeq lists its product as uncharacterized. NCBI's taxonomy places the organism in Eukaryota, Fungi, Mucoromycota, Mucoromycetes, Mucorales, Mucoraceae. The record is from RefSeq and is a predicted model, not a curated record. The annotation marks the transcript as partial. The transcript has a single exon.
CUAAAGUAUGCUGAAGUCGUACGUCUCGUUGAUAAUAUUUACAACACUGAAGAAAAUGAAAGAAGCAAAGAGGAGUCUUUCAAUUGGUAUCAACCAUUAGACAGGAUCUCCUACCAAUUUUGGAACCGUAUUUCGGAAGCUGCUCAUGUUGCUGGUAUUACCUCUGUGGCUACUAUUAGAGCAAGAUUUAAGUAUGGUCUGCUCAAAGCUGUCAGAGAACAUUGUAUUUGUACUGGUGCCAAAUCUCAUGAAGAUUAUAUGCGUUUAGCCCAAGGAUAUUGG